AUGGAGCAAUCCGCAGGAUGCGGCGCAGAUCAUCUGGUGCCAGAGCCCAGUCUCACAUGGCUGCGCUUCUAUGACGGCCUUCUGGGCGACUUCCUCGACAACUGCCUUCCAUCCCACGCAACGACGGAGGUGCCACUCAGAUGGCUUCGCACCCUUAUGUCCGUCAAUAAAGACAUCGAUGCCCUACCGCUGGCAAUGUCGGCCCUUGCAGUCAGCUGGGCAGGCCAUGUCAGGGGUAACGAUAAUCUCGUCAACCAGGGACUUCAGAUUUACAGCUUCGCCUCGAGCAAGCUGCGUGCGGAGCAUCCUUAUCCCGGGCAAACCCAAUUCCUUGCCACCACGGUGCUCCUGGCCCUCUACGAGCUCUUCGAGUUUGGUGACGAGAGCAACAAAGGCUGGAUCUGCCAUGCCGCGGGCAUCACCACUGCCCUUCGCACUCUCAAGCCUGAAGGCGUCACAGAGCCUCUGUGUCUGGAGAUAUUCCUCUUUGUCAGGACAAUAGCCUCAAAAACCGAAGAGCAGCAUGUGCAGCUUCCAUAUCCUGGAUGA
Messenger RNA from Microdochium trichocladiopsis, 549 nucleotides. RefSeq lists its product as uncharacterized. The record is from RefSeq and is a predicted model, not a curated record. The coding region runs from base 1 to 549 and encodes 182 amino acids. NCBI's taxonomy places the organism in Eukaryota, Fungi, Ascomycota, Sordariomycetes, Xylariales, Microdochiaceae. The transcript has 2 exons.